AUGGAUAGCACCGUCCACGAUGAAAUUGAAGACUGUAGUGCAAAACUUACCGUCGAAGGUUGGUUGAAGCGUGUAGAACGUCGAAGACAACUUGCCUGCACAUCCGACUACGAUUUUACCAGCGAUCAACAGAUGAACGAUGAGAUGGUCGCAAAACGUGGCUCCUGGACAGGGCGUUACGAUUUUCUCCUCUCGCUGUUGGGCUAUUCGGUGGGGCUAGGCAAUGUUUGGCGUUUUCCCUACCUGUGCUAUAGCAAUGGAGGAGGUGCUUUCCUAAUACCUUUCGCCGUGAUGCUGGUGAUAGCCGGUCUUCCACUAAUGUUCAUGGAGCUUUCCCUGGCGCAGUACGUGGGAUUGGGUCCGGCGAUACUCUUUAAACGUCUUGCCCCAUUGUCAGAAGGUGUAGGAUACGGUAUGAUCCUGGUGUCGGGAAUGGUAAUGCUAUACUAUAAUGUAAUUAUCGCCUGGACCGUGUUCUACAUGGUGGUGUCGUUUGAGGUACCGCUGCCAUGGCGAGGCUGUCAGCAAGAGUGGGCUACGGCAAACUGUUUUUCGUAUGAAGAGGAAGAUGAUUGCCUAGCCACCAAUGGGUCGUACUAUAAAACUUCUUGCUUGUCCUUGGAACAAUAUCGGUUGAUCAAUGCUACUGUCCGUACUCCACGAAAACCACCAGCGGAGGAAUUCUUCAAAAAUUAUUUUCUCCAACUAUCGUCCGGCAUCGAGGAGACUGGCAUGAUAAACCAACGGCUUGCUAUCUGCCUGCUAGCCGCUUGGGGAAUUGUUUUCCUCUGCCUUUCCCGCGGUGUCAAGAGUUCCGGCAAGGUCGUCUACUUCACCGCCCUCUUCCCGUACGUGGUGUUGGCGGCACUUUUCAUCCGGGGUCUUACACUGCCCGGUGCUUACGAUGGCAUUAUGUACUACGUGCGACCCGACUGGGACAAGCUGCGCACCGCUCAGCUAUGGGGAGACGCCGCCGUGCAGAUAUUCUUUGCCCUUAGCCCUGCCUGGGGCGGGCUGUUGACUCUGGCCUCGUACAAUCGGUUUGACAACAAUUGCUACCGGGACGCGAUCGUGGUGUCCAUUUCGAACAUACUGACCUCGUUCUUUGCCGGCUUCGUAAUAUUCGCUAUCAUAGGCUUUUUGGCACACGAGCUAGACACCGGGGUGGAUAGCGUUAUCGAUCAGGGCGCUGGUUUGGCGUUCGUUGUAUUUCCCGAGCUCGUCGGCAAGCUGCAGAUGCCUCGGCUGUGGUCGGUGCUGUUCUUCUUCAUGCUGCUUACUCUCGGUCUAGACUCUCAAUUUACGCUGAUGGAAACGGUCGUGACGGCCGUGCUGGACACGUUUCCUGCGCUACGUCGAAGGAAGAUAGCCGUCGUAGCUGGUGUCAGUAUCGUCGGAUAUCUCGGUGGAUUAAUCUUUGUCACAAACGGCGGGAUGUACUGGUUCCAACUGUUUGACAAGUAUGCUGCAAAUUGGUCCGUACUGCUGAUAGCUAUCACAGAGUGCGUUCUGGUCGGGUGGAUAUACGGCGCUGAACGGUUCAUCUGCAACAUAGAGGAAAUGCUGGGCAAACGGUCGAAAUGGUUUCACCGAUUUUGGGUGACGGUUUGGAAGUACAUCACUCCCGCAAUGUUAUUGUUUAUACUUUGUUUCAACUGGCUGCAGUACAAACCUGUGUCGUAUGGACGGUACAUCUAUCCGGGCUGGGCCGACUUGUUCGGGUGGAUAAUUGCACUGGCACCGUUUGGAAUUGUGAUUUUGUUUGCAUUAAGGAAAAUCUGCAUCAAUCCCGAACGCUUCAAAGGGCAGUUAUUUCGAAAGCUGAUGCAGCCCACUAUGGAUUGGAAACCGUCGCAGCCUCGCUUGGCUUCAGAAAUGGCAUAUGCAAACAGUAGCGGAAUAGAACUAUAA
Anopheles marshallii is the source of this 1911-nucleotide messenger RNA. RefSeq names its product sodium- and chloride-dependent glycine transporter 2-like. NCBI's taxonomy places the organism in Eukaryota, Metazoa, Arthropoda, Insecta, Diptera, Culicidae. The record is from RefSeq and is a predicted model, not a curated record. Bases 1 to 1911 code for a protein of 636 amino acids. Gene Ontology annotation, biological process: sodium ion transmembrane transport. The transcript is spliced from 7 exons. Gene Ontology annotation, cellular component: membrane.